AUGGAAGUCUUAUCGCUGGCCUCACUACCGGUGGGGUUCAGGUUUAGUCCGACGGACGAGGAGUUAGUCCGCUACUAUCUCCGGCUGAAGAUCAACGGCCGUGAUGACGACGUCAGAGUAAUCCAUUUUUCAGUGGUGAAGACAACAGACUCGGAGUGGCUCUUCUUCUGUCCUUUGGACCGGAAGUAUCCGAGCGGAAGCAGGAUGAAUCGGGCCACUGUUGCUGGCUACUGGAAAGCGACUGGGAAAGAUCGAAAGGUGAAAUCAGGCAACACCAAGAUUAUAGGCGUUAAGAGGACCCUUGUCUUCUACACAGGCCGUGCUCCCAAGGGGACACGAACCUGUUGGAUCAUGCACGAGUACCGCGCAACCGAGAAGGAUCUUGAUGGAACAAAGUCUGGCCAGAACCCAUUUGUGAUAUGCAAGUUGUUUAAGAAGCAAGAUGUUGUGAGUGGAGCAGCAACACCGGAAGAGUUAAAGUCAUGUGAAGCCGAACCAGCAGUCUCUUCUCCAACUGUUGUGGACGAGAUGAAGUCCGAGGUCGAGCUGUCUGAGGUGUCUCUGGCUUUCCCUAAAACCGACGACACAAAGCCUUCUGACGGCGCGGAAUCUUCCCUUGUAGUCUCCGGCGAGUGUAUUAGUGAAAACUCUGCCCCUGAAGUUACAACCUCCGAGCUUGACCAUAUCGAUUGGCAGUCGUAUCUGGAGUUUGAGACCCUGGAUUACAAUAUGUUCUCUCCGUUGCACACUCAGGUGCAAUCUGAGUUUGGAUCCUCUUUCCAUGAUUUUCAGUCUGGGUCUAGCGAGCUGUUCAGAAACCACAAUGGGGCUCACAUUCAGACUCAGUACGGUGCAAACGAUGCUGACGACUCAUAUAUGUUUGACCUCUUGGAUUCGGCCCUUCAGAUUCCCUAUGAGUUUACAGAGAAGAAACACAUAGCACAACAGACGCCACAAGAGACUCCAUACGAACCACAGAACCUCGUCAACACGUGCAACAAGAGCAAUGAUGUGUCUGGAACAGGAAUCAAGAUUAGGGCACGACGGGCACAAACCCCUGGUUGUGCUGAGCAGUUUGUAAUGCAGGGCGAUGCCUCAAGAAGGGUGCGUCUUCAGGUUAACCGCAACAGUCACAAGCCAGAAACAGACGAUGCACAACUUCAAAUCUCCAAGAAAGAGGUGGGAGUGAGUGGACGACACAACAAAAGAAAAUAUAACGAGAGGAUGUGGAAACUUCUUGAGAUCGAAGAGCGGGACCGGUUUCAUAUUCAAGAAGAUUGCAGCUAUGGGAUGUUCAUACAGAGGUCUGUUCAGAGCCGGUUUGGUUGCGGUUGUCUUUGCGAUGUCGGUUUGCAGUCUGACCGCAAAAUUCCGCUGAAGCUUGUGUUUGUCGGCCAAUUCAUGUUGUUGAGAACCAAAUAA
Molecule: messenger RNA, 1422 nt
Organism: Thlaspi arvense
Lineage: Eukaryota; Viridiplantae; Streptophyta; Magnoliopsida; Brassicales; Brassicaceae
Source: the annotation of a GenBank genome assembly